Messenger RNA from Cynara cardunculus var. scolymus (artichoke), 2388 nucleotides. Its product is annotated as serine/threonine-protein phosphatase BSL1-like. Gene Ontology annotation, molecular function: protein binding; phosphoprotein phosphatase activity. Gene Ontology annotation, biological process: brassinosteroid mediated signaling pathway. The transcript is spliced from 18 exons. The coding region runs from base 16 to 2349 and encodes 777 amino acids. NCBI's taxonomy places the organism in Eukaryota, Viridiplantae, Streptophyta, Magnoliopsida, Asterales, Asteraceae. The record is from RefSeq and is a predicted model, not a curated record.
UUGGUUUUGAUUUUGAUGGAUUCGAAGUCGUCGCUUCAUCCGGCUCCUACAUAUUUCCCAUUGGAGACGCAUUGGGAUACAGAUGAUGACGCCCCUGGCCCUCGUUGUGGCCAUACUCUUACAGCCGUUGCCCCAACCAAAUCUCAUGGACCUCGUCUUAUUUUAUUCGGUGGCGCUACCGCCAUUGAAGGUGGCGCCUCCUCCGCCAACCCUGGCAUCCGAUUAGCAGGGGUGACGAAUUCUGUUCAUUCGUAUGAUCUUCUUACUAAAAAAUGGACCAGAAUGCGACCGGCCGGGGAAGCCCCUUCACCCAGGGCUGCUCAUGCAGCUGCUGCUGUUGGAACCAUGGUUGUAUAUCAGGGUGGCAUAGGCCCUGCUGGGCAUUCGACUGAUGAUCUUUUUGUGCUCGAUUUGACUAAUGACAAAUACAAAUGGCACAGAGUUGUUGUUCAAGGGCAGGGUCCUGGCCCUCGUUAUGGCCAUGCCAUGGACUUGGUUGCCCACCGAUACCUUGUUACAGUUAGUGGAAAUGAUGGAAAGAAAGUGCUUUCAGAUGCCUGGGCAUUGGAUACGGCUCAAAAACCAUAUGCAUGGCUGAGGCUCAACACGGAUGGUGAUAAACCUUCUGCUAGAAUGUAUGCAACAGCUAGUGCCCGUUCUGAUGGUUUGUUUUUGCUUUGUGGUGGAAGAGACUCCUCAGGCAUGCCCUUAUCAGAUGCUUAUGGAUUGCUGAUGCAUAGAAAUGGACAAUGGGAAUGGAAUCUUGCACCUGGAGUUUCGCCAUCAUCAAGAUACCAACAUGCUGCGGUUUUUGUUGGUUCUAGAUUGCAUGUCAUAGGAGGUGCACUUAGGGGAGGGCGGGUAGUCGAGGGUGAAGCAGCCAUUGCAGUGUUCGACAGUGCUGCUGGAGUUUGGUUGGAUAGGCAUGGCUUGGUGACUUCUUCACACUCUAGCAACGGGCAAACUGAUGAUCCAUCUUUGGAGCUCAUGCACCGUUGUCGGCAUGCCAUUUCAUCUGUUGGUUCUCGUAUAUUUGUGUAUGGUGGUCUCAGGGGAGAUGUGUUGUUAGAUGAUUUUCUUGGAGCAGAGAAUUCACCCUUUCAUUCUGAUGCCAAUAAUCCUGGAUUAACAUCUGAAAGGGGUUCAAACAUGACAACUUCCAAGUGCACAUUUGAUCCUAUAUCGCAUGAUGACGGACCUGAAAGUACCUUGCCUGCUGACUUAAGUGUGGACAAAGAAUCUACUCAUAGGCUGGCUGAAGCUAGUGCUCCUAAUUCCGUCUGGCAAGCUGCACAAACGCAUAUGGCAACUCCAAAAGAGAUGAUGAUUUCAAGUGCUAACUCACAAGUUGCAGGGACCAAUUCAGAUGGUAGUGAUAAACCACAAGAUGUGCAACUUCACCCUAGAGCUGUUGUGAUUGCUAGAGAAGCCAUAGGAAACAUGGGUGGGUUGGUAAGGCAGUUGUCCUUGGAUCAUUUUGAAAACGAGAGUAGACGUAUGAUACCUUUUCAUAAUGACAUUUCGAAUCCUGCUAAAAGGUUCAUGAGGCAAAAAUCACCUCAAGGCUUGCAUAAGAAGGUCAUUUCUGCUUUGCUUAAGCCUCAAAACUGGAAACCCCCUGCGAACAGGAAGUUUUUUCUCGAUUCUUAUGAAGUGGGAGAGCUUUGCUAUGCUGCCGAGCAAAUCUUUAUGCACGAGCCAACGGUUCUUCAGUUGGGAGCUCCGAUCAAAGUGUUUGGUGAUCUACAUGGACAGUUUGGUGAUCUGAUGCGACUAUUUGAUGAAUACGGCUUCCCUUCCGCUGCUGGAGAUAUAACAUAUAUUGACUAUUUAUUCCUUGGAGAUUAUGUUGAUAGAGGACAACAUAGCUUGGAGACCAUCACUUUGCUACUUGCUCUAAAGGCAAGCUUGAUUCAUGAUCCUGAAAACUUUCACUUAAUUCGCGGGAAUCACGAGGCCGCUGAUAUAAACGCGCUCUUCGGUUUCCGUCUCGAAUGCAUCGAGAGAAUGGGAGAGCAUGAUGGGAUAUGGGCAUGGCAAAGGUUCAAUCAACUAUUUAACCAUCUUCCACUGGCAGCACUUAUUGAAAACAAGAUUAUAUGUAUGCAUGGUGGCAUAGGGAGAUCCAUUCAUUUAGUUGAACAGAUUGAAAGACUAGAGAGACCCAUAACCAUGGAUGCAGGAUCUAUUGUCUUGAUGGAUUUGCUGUGGUCCGAUCCCACGGAAAACGAUAGCAUGGAAGGUUUAAGACCAAAUGCGAGGGGACCUGGUCUCGUUACUUUCGGGGUAUGUAUGUACCUUUUCGUGUUAGACGAUGGCUUAAUAUUCAUUUUAACUUGCACAUUAUGAAUUUUAUAUUCACCAAAGGGCCUUUGGCCUAGCGGUAUC